AUGUCAUUCAAACAAUUAUUACUCGAAAUCGGCCCCGAACAUCUUUUGCCGGAAAAGUUGUUGCUGCUGCUUUUACAAAUAAAGCCUAAUGAGGUUGACCAAUCCAUCGCUCUAAUUUUGCUGGAAGUAUUAGUGCCUAACCUGCAAGGUUUGGGUACCAUGUUUGGCCGUGGCGCCCAGCUGUUACCCGAAGCUAACGCACGUGGUGCACAACUUCAAGCCUGUUUCAAAGAGCAUGAUCAGAAGGCUACCGUCAAUUGGUACGCCGUUUUCACUCAUUUACAAGAGUUGUUGUUCGACCUGAUGAGGCGGCAAACGGUACCGCUGGCACCUCUGUUCACACUCUUGUUCCUGGCACUUGAUUUCAAGCCUGGCAUCAUUGACUUCUUCCUCAGUUUUGAGUGGUACUUCAGCCUGCAGUUGUUGUACGCUUUGCAUACGAUGAACCCUCAAGAGGGCGGAUUCGACGUUUGCGCACUGAAGAAUAUCACCAAAUGUUUCGAAGAAAAUGUCGGGCCGCCGUCAAUUUUGCAGUUUGUCAACAUCGGUAAGCUUGAGUUAACUGUGGCUAAUAGGUUACCCCCUCAAGAGUUCGAGCGCGAUUUCGCUACCUUCCCCGAGUAUCUUCUCGUGGCCGCUCUUACCAUUGUCGAAAAGCUGCAAUUCCUCAAUCAAAUCAUUGACCGGUUCUUUGCCACCCUUCUUGACCAAGACCUGGCCGCUCUUAAUGCUGUUGUGGCCAAGUUCAAUGAGUUGGACCAGCCUUUACUUUUGCAAAAGGCCACGCUGUAUCUUAGCCAGCGCCCUCACCUUGGAGCUGCCAUCACUAUCGUCAAAGCGAUGUCGUCGGUCACGGGCUUAUUGGACACUUGGUUGAAGCACCUCUCGUCGAAUUACGCUGCUUUAGCAAUGAAGGUUGCUGUGGAACUGUCUCACUUUGGUUACGAUUAUCAACUGGUGAUUGACGCCCGCACCAGCCGUGAUUUGCCCGAAGCCGAGCGUCAAGCUUCUUUCAGCGCUUUAGCUGAUAUUGUUGAUGAGCAUGCUCAUAUGGAUUACGACAAGGGGCCUCAACCCAUGCUCGCUAUUCCCACAGUGUUCUAUUUGCUCGAAAAGUUGAAGACUCUGAACGGUCUUAUCGACGCGGAACGCCUCAAGAAUUUGCAAUUAUUGUUGCUUACAACUUACCCGCGACUCAUCAACUUCGGCAAUGGUCAUGACCAGGCAAUUUUGGCCAACGCUCAAGCGCUGCCGCUGUUCCCUCCUUCUGUCGAACAGGAGAUGAAGUCAUACUACUCAAAGAUGUACAACAAGGAGGUUGAAAUCAAGGAAGUGGUUGACAUGUUGAUCCAGUUCAAACUGAGUGACGAUCCGCAUAAGCAGGACGUAUUUGCAUGCAUGAUUCACCUGUUGCUCGAUGAGUACCGUUUCUUCUCCGAGUACCCCCUUUCUGCAUUAGCGCUGACGUCGCUUCUUUUUGGUGCCUUGCUCGAAAAGGACUUGAUCACCGGUACAACUCUUACGGUGGCUCUCAACUUUAUUUGGGAACUGUGCAAUCAACCGGUUGACUCUCACUUGUUCAAGUUUGCUGUGCAACUGUUGUACAACUUCAAGCUGAGAUUGCAUGAGUACCCUAUUUAUUGUAAGCAUUUGCUCGAGUGUCAGCUGUUGCACAACCAUGCUAAGAUGUACCAGAUCGUGAAGGAUGCUCUGAAUGGUAUUCCCUGCGGUGCUGCCACUCAACCGCAACCUACUACACCUCAACCGACGCAGGAAGGUCCUAAGUACCAGCUGGUGGGAAGAGUGCUGGUGCCGGGCACGCCCCAGGAAACCCCUUCUGAGCAGGUCAAGGACAAGUUGUUGUUCUACGUCAAUAAUAUGACGGGGGAUAAUAUUAAGUUGAACGAGAUCAAAGAGUUGUUGAAGCCUCAAUUUUCGCUGUGGUUUGCUACGUAUCUCGUGGACGACCGGGCCCAAUUAGAACCAAACAAUCACGACAUGUACGCUCUGUUGGUUUUUUCUUUGGAAAACCCUCAGUUUUACCGUUGGGUUAUCUCUGUGACGUUGAAGAGUGUGUUGGCAUUAUUGACGGCGUCAUCACCGGGUGCUAAUGACAAAACUCACCUCAAGAAUUUGGGUGCUUGGCUUGGUAAGUUGACUUUGGCUCAUGACACUGCUCUCUUGCGUGACCAUUUGGCGGUGAAGUAUCUUCUUGUGGAAGCUUACCACCACCAACUGUUGCCUGUGGUUAUCCCCUUCGUAUGUAAGAUUUUGGAUCAAGCUCAGCACUCGAAGAUUUUCAGACCUCCCAAUCCUUGGACUGAAGGUAUUCUCAAGGUCUUGGCGGAGUUGUACGAAUGUGCCGAUUUGAAGCUUAACCUCAAGUUUGAAAUCGAAGUGUUGCUCAAUCUGUUCAAGCUCAAAAUUAGCGAUGUGGAGCCGCUGACGUUAAUCAGAUCUCACAACUCGCAGGCCUUGCCUCAAUUGUUUGGCCAGGAGCCCGUGGUUCUGCUUGCUGGAGAUAUGGGCCGUCUUUCUCUUUUCGACAACCAAAUGCCGGCCCACUUACAACAGCAAUUGGCGGCUCAACAACAGCAGGUCCGUCAACAACAGCAAUGGGUGGCUCAACAGCAGCAACUUCGCCAACAACAGCAACAGUUGCAACAACAGUACGUGCAGCAACCGAGACAGCAAGUGCCUCAAUACGAUACGCUGUUCUCCAAUCUUGCUGGCAACACCAUUUUCACUCAGCACGCCAACUUACGUCGGGCAUUCCAAGCUCUGUUGGCCCGUGCUGUUCGUGAAUGCGCGGUCCCCAUUUUGAACCGUGUACUGGAGGCCGUGCUUACUACUACUCAUGCUCUUGUGGCUAAAGAUUUUGCUACCGAAGGCGACCCCCAAAAAUUGCGUAAGGCCUACCAGACCAUGGCCCAGCAAUUGACUCACGCUAUGGUGUUGUGUCUGGGUCGCAAGUUGUUGGCUGAAACUAUUGAGGCCACCAUGAUUCAAUUGAUGGGUACCACCAACCCCCAGGACUUCCCCGCAGCUGAAUUAAAUCAAGCCAUUCAAGCUAACGUUGGUCUUUGUGUUGAGAUUGUUGCCAAGAUUGCCUUGGACAACACCGUUGAAUUGAUUGAUGAACGCAUGCACCAAAUGGUGGCUGCUCGUGAGGAACAUCAACAAAAGCACCGCGGCGAACCUUACGCUGAUGAAGGUGUGGCCGAAUAUGCUUUCCUGUUGCCGGCUCCUUUGGGGUUGCCUCGUGAAGGUAUUCUGUCUCUGCAAAUGGCCAUUUAUGAGCAAUUCGGGUUCGUUAAGGACCCGCAAGCUGCUGCUGCUGCUGCUGCUGCUACUUCUGCUUUGCCCUCUGUGCCUGGGGCGGUGCCUCCCUCCGCUGCUACUGGUGCUCCCUUGGCGGCUCCGGCGCCCGUAGUUGCUCCCGUGGUUCCUGAGCUGGCGGCGGCAGUGCCUGAAGACUCGUUCGAUCAGUUGUUUGGUGCCAUCACUCAAGGCUGCGAUAAGGCCAUUGCCUUGUUGGCUGAAACGCAAGAAACCAAACUCGUGGACUUACCCGUUACCCAUCCGAUCAUGGGUGCUCUUACUCAAGCACUCACGGUAGCGCAAAGUAACGCCCUCAAGUUCCCUGAGCUUUUGCUUAAAGCUGCCCAAUACGCUGUUAACUGUUUGUUUACCCAAUCGCACGAAAAUCCCAUGGCGACUGAGAUUUACGUGGUGAUUCUCGACAAGUUAUGUGAAUACUCGCCCCUGACUGCCAAGGAUGUUACGUGGUGGCUUGUGCAUCUGAGCGACCAACGUAAGUUUAACGUUCCUGUUAUUUACCUGUUGCUCAAGGUUCAACUUGUGGCUCCCUCUAAGCUUGAUGCUCUGAUUGGCAAGCUUAUUACUGAAACUAAACUGUCGGUGGUGGUGAAGUUUGCCGCCGACUUGUUGCUUGAAUUGUUUGGUGGUGACUGUCCCGAAGACGAACGCCCUGUGGCUUUGCGCCUGGAGUUUGCUCUUACCAUUAAGGCGUUGAAAGAAUACGAUGGCGACGAUGCCGAAGCUGUACAAAAGAGAGACGCCAUUCUUGAGCGCUUACUGACGAAGAUGAACCCUUUCCUGGGCUCAGACAUGUACACUCAAUUGGGGUAUGUGUUUGUCGAAUGGAAUAAGCUUGUGAACCACCCGCAACACACGCCGGCGUUGAAGCGGGAAUUCAUCACCCAGUUAGUGAGCCAAGGUAUCUUGACAACCCCCAAGGCUUUGGUGACCCUUGUGCGGGCGGCUCUCGAUAUCUCAAUGACUCUGUUUGCUUUUGAACACGAAAUCAGGGUGCGUACUUUGCACGAGCAAUAUCUUGCGAUUGACGCUCUCGCCGUAUUGAUGGUGGAACUUUCGCUCAUUGACAAAUCUCAUGCAGUUGACUUUUUCACCAAGAUGAUGGCGGUUGUUGUACAAGAUUUCGUUGCUUCGCAUGAAGCAGAAGCUGCUGCUGGUGGCGCGUCUACUUCAUCAACCACGACUCUGCUGACUCCUUGGAACGAAAGAGCGUUCUUCCGCUUGUUCUCUUCGAUCUUGUCGACGUGGGCGGAUGCGCUGAUUUACGAUGCCGACGCGACUUCUGCCAUUGAUGCUGAUUUCUACACUUACAUUGGUGAUGUACUUGUGGGUCUCCAGCCGAUCAUUUUCCCUGGGUUUACUUUUGCUUGGAUUUCCCUUAUUGCCCACCGCAUGCUUUUGCCGAAGCUUUUGGAACUCGAAGACGCCAAGGGUUACCCCGUUGUCGUCAAGUUUUUGACGGCGGUGAUGAAGUUCCAAACGGUGUAUGCUAAGGAUUUCAACCACGACAUCACGCUGGUGAUUUUCAAGGCGAUUAGCCGCAUCCUCAUUGGUAUUGCUCAUGACUACCCCGAGUUUUUAGUUGAAUGUCACUAUCAAUUAGUGCUGGGAUUGCCUCGUGGGUUUGUGCAGUUACGCAACAUCAUUUUGAGUGCUGCCCCGAAGCUGGUGACGAUGCCCGAUCCGUUCACGCUGGGAUUGAAGGUCGAGCGUUUGGCGGGCAUCAACGAUGCUCCGGUUGUGAACUAUAAACCGAUGGAAGACUUGAUCAAGGUCGGUCUCAAGAAGCCUGUUGAGACCUACUUGAGAAUCCCGGCACCCACGUUGAUGCGCAAUAUCUAUGCCGGAAUCAAGCUCAACCACCCUAAGGAUGUGCAUGACAUGGGCACUCACGAGGUUGUUCAUUACAACAUCAAGCUUAUUAAUGCGCUUGUAUUGCACGUGGGCAUUCUGGCGGUCACCGAGAAGUUGCCUCUGCUGAGCUCUCGCUUCAACCCCAAGUCGUCCCAAGUGGCGUUGCUUGUGGACUUGAUGAACUUUGGUCUGGAUGAAUUCAAGUUCCACAUGGUCAAUGCCAUUGCCAACCAGUUGCGCUACCCCAACUGCCAUACCCACUGGUUCAUCGGCAUCAUUCUUUACUUUUUCCUGUCGAGUCAAAGCUGGCUGUCGCCCGAGGUCAAGUUGGAGAUCCAGGAGAUAAUUACCCGGGUGUUAUUGGAGCGUCGCAUCGCCGCCAAGCCUCACCCGUGGGGGUUGACCAUUGUCUUUACUGAGCUUAUCAAAAAUGAAGACUUUGGCUUCUUCGAAUUGCCGUUUGUCAAGCUGGCGUCGCCGGAAUUGAAGUCGAUCUUUGACGCGUUAGCCGUCAACGUGAAAGGUUCUACCAACAAAGAACCCGAAACUGUAUCAUAG
This is a messenger RNA of Diutina rugosa, 5751 nucleotides long. RefSeq names its product CCR4-NOT core subunit (gene CDC39). Gene Ontology annotation, cellular component: P-body; CCR4-NOT core complex. The transcript has a single exon. NCBI's taxonomy places the organism in Eukaryota, Fungi, Ascomycota, Pichiomycetes, Serinales, Debaryomycetaceae. Gene Ontology annotation, molecular function: molecular adaptor activity. Bases 1 to 5751 code for a protein of 1916 amino acids. Gene Ontology annotation, biological process: nuclear-transcribed mRNA catabolic process, deadenylation-dependent decay. The record is from RefSeq and is a predicted model, not a curated record.